AAAUUUACUGAACAGUACAAUAGUUCUCAUGACCAGGAAGUCGUAGAAAUUGUUCAUAGAAACAACUCCCGUACUUCAUACGUUCGCGUGUCAUUAGCUCACUGAAGGAAGGAGUCUUAAUUUGGUUCAUCUUUACAGGAAACUCAGCCGCGGAUUUCCUUAUAAAACUAGCCCGUCAUGAUCAUAUUCAUGCGUCAUUCCGUCGACGAUGGAGCUAAAGUUAGACCGCUAGUACUCCGGCCGGAUCUCAGCGAGGAGCUGCUAGCUGUCACUUGUCUCUGCAUCUGCCACUGAACUGUCUGUGACUGAUGCAUGUGCAUGAUGAUGAUCUGAUGAUACAAAACUAGUAAAGCUAAAGCUACGCAUUACGUGCUACGCAAUUUUGAUUCAUGGGCUGAAAUAUCAGGAUUAGAAUCAUGGAAAUUGAGAAGACCAACUUGAGAGUGAUUAAGAUAGAGAUCAUAGCGUUACCGCCCUCAUCAGAGGAACUAGGAUUCCAGCCUGGAGAGAGCUUGGAACAUGGCUGCAGAGUGGACAGUGGACAGGUAUGUGACAAGAUCAACAAGAGAGAAGAAAUACACAGAGAAAAAUGUUCAAAAAAUGGUUGGACAGGAGUUGCGGAUGCCAUAGAGACACAGAAGGCACAACCAACAGAAGAAGCAGAUGGGAAAACUAUCACAUCCAUAAAAGAAGAACCCUUGGAUAUUGACGACAUACAGUUCAUAGAAGAUGAGGAAACUAGACCCGAGACCCAAAACAAAUCCAUGGGUAUCAGAAAGGGUAUCAGAACCUCUGGAGUCCAGCCUUUUCACUGUUCACAUUGUGACAAGAGAUUUUCAUCCAAAGGCAACCAUAGCAAGCAUCUGAGAAAGAUGCAUUGUCAGUGUUCUCUCUGUAACCAAACAUUUCCAAUGACGAGACUCUGUUAAGACAUGUACAAAUUACCCACGGUAAACCCAAACCAUAUGAGUGUACUCAUUGUAAGAGUAAAUUUACCUGUAGAGGUAAUCUUAAUAA
Molecule: messenger RNA, 1017 nt
Organism: Strongylocentrotus purpuratus (purple sea urchin)
Lineage: Eukaryota; Metazoa; Echinodermata; Echinoidea; Camarodonta; Strongylocentrotidae
Exons: 2
Coding region: 417-929 (170 amino acids)
Source: RefSeq, a predicted model, not a curated record